Messenger RNA from Olea europaea var. sylvestris, 375 nucleotides. RefSeq lists its product as uncharacterized. The record is from RefSeq and is a predicted model, not a curated record. The transcript has a single exon. Bases 1 to 375 code for a protein of 124 amino acids. Gene Ontology annotation, molecular function: zinc ion binding. NCBI's taxonomy places the organism in Eukaryota, Viridiplantae, Streptophyta, Magnoliopsida, Lamiales, Oleaceae.
AUGGAGAAUGAGUUACGGACGACGUUCGAAGCAGGUACUAGGCUGCGAGCGCAUGGCUUGACAAAAAACUUAAUACAAGUUGGAAUAUCCAAUGACACGGACAUUGUAGACUUCUCCGAAAAGACGUGCACUUGUCGUGAGUUCCAGCUGAAUCGUAUGACGUGCGUUCAUGCAACCCGUGCUACUUGUUUGAGAGGUAAAUCAUUGUACGAUCUCUGCUCACUAUAUUACACAUCCGAGUAUUGGAAGGGUGCCUAUGGAGAAGCUAUAUAUCCUAUUCAGCGUGAAGAAGACUGGAAUGUUCCACCCGAAAUUACAGGUACUCCUAUUAUGCCCCCUAGUGUGCGUCGUCCUCCAGGAAGACCACCCACAUGA